This is a messenger RNA of Alnus glutinosa, 1899 nucleotides long. RefSeq names its product receptor-like protein EIX1. The coding region runs from base 1 to 1899 and encodes 632 amino acids. NCBI's taxonomy places the organism in Eukaryota, Viridiplantae, Streptophyta, Magnoliopsida, Fagales, Betulaceae. Gene Ontology annotation, molecular function: protein binding. The transcript has a single exon. The record is from RefSeq and is a predicted model, not a curated record.
AUGGCAACGGUUAUGGAUAGGAAGACCACUUUUGUUGUGCUCCUUGUGCAUUGCUAUAUUUCCUUGGCUACUCUAACAUGCAUGUUUGCAUAUGCGGGUGGCAAUCCAAAUGUGCUUUGCAGAAAAGGAGAAAGAGAUGCCCUCUUCACCUUCAAAAAGGGUAUCAUCGAUCCUUCCAAUCUACUCUCAUCUUGGAUUGCCCAGGAGUGUUGCACGUGGAAAGGAAUUGGUUGUGACAACAUAACUGGGCAUGUCGUCCACCUAAAUCUCAGAAAUCCAUAUGAUUUUUAUGCAAGUGAUGAUUUUGAACAGUCAAUGCUGGGUGGGCUGAUAAGCGAUUCCCUGUUGGAAUUAAAGCAUCUUCACUAUUUGGAUCUAAGUUUGAAUAAUUUUUCAGAUAAUCAUUUUCCAAGCUUCUUUGGUUGUCUUUGGAAUUUGAGAUAUCUAAAUUUAUCAGAUGCGGGUUUCAUGGGUACAAUUCCUCAUCAGCUGGCAAAUCUCUCCAACUUGCAUACUCUUGACAUUCGUCAACGUUUUUACUAUAUGCCACUGCAAGUUGACAAUCUUGAAUGGUUAUCUCAUCUUUCUCUGUUGGAAUUCCUCGACAUGAGUUAUGUCAAUCUCAGUAAAGCAUCUAAUUGGUUACAGGUGAUGAACAUGCUCCCUUCUCUAUCAGAGUUACAAUUGUCUUCUUGUGAACUUGAUAAAUAUGAUCCAAUUCCUUAUGUUAACUUUUCAUCUCUCACUGUGCUCGAUAUUUCAUACAACUACUUUGUUAAUUCAACGUUUGAUUGGAUUAAAAGUCUUACAUCUCUUGUUACACUUGAUUUAAAAUACACGGAGAUCAAGGUUCCACUACUUGGAGUUGCUGUCCAGAACAUGUCUAGUCUUAGAAAUCUACUUCUGAGUGGUAACAACUUCUCUUACACAAUACCUAAAUGGUUAUAUAAUAUGACCACUCUUGAAAGACUUUAUCUUCCAGGAAAUAAUAUUCAAGGUGUACUUCCUAAAGCUAUUGGACGUCUUUCACAACUGAUACUUCUUGACCUGUCACAAAAUGACCUUGAAGGGAAAAUACCAAGAUUCUUGGGAAAUCUGUGUAAUAUGCAACAUUUAGAUUUAUCGGAAAACAACCUUGGGGGAGGUUUGUAUGACAUUUUAGGAAAUUCUUCUUCAUGCACAACAAAAAAUUUAGAACUUUUGGAUUUGAGUAGGAAUCAACUUUCAAGUACUUUGCCUGAUCAACUAAGGGAGCAUAAAAAACUCUCUGUUCUUUCACUUGGUGGUAAUAAGCUUUUUGGUCCAAUUCCCGUAAGUCUUGGAUAUCUUUCAAAUCUUGAAAAGUUAAGCAUCUCUUCCAAUUCUUUAGAGGGUUUUGUUUCCGAAGAGCAUUUUUCCAACCUAACAAAAUUGAGAUAUCUCAAUGCUUAUUCAAACUUGUUGACUUUGCAAGUAAGCACUAAUUGGGUUCCUCCUUUUCAACUUCAAACUUUGUGGUUGGGAUCAUGGGCAUUAGGGCCAAGAUUCCCUACAUGGCUUCAAUCACAAAAAGAUCUUCAACGACUAGAUUUCUCAAAUGCAAGUAUUUCGGAUGUCAUCCCUUCUUGGUUUUGGAGCCUUUGUUCCCAAUUCCGUUUUAUGGAUCUUUCUCAAAACCAAAUCCGUGGCAGUAUUCCAAGUUUAUCUUGUGGAGGAUCAAUCGAUCUUGGUUCAAACAACUUUUCUGGCCCUCUCCCCAAUGUCUCUUCUGGCAUUAUGUAUUAUUUAGAUCUUUCCAAUAAUUCAUUCCAUGGAUCUCUUUCUCCUGUCAUUUGUAAACAGAACGAUAGAAUGAGAGGAGAUUUGCUUCUAAGUCUUGAUUUGUCCAAAAAUCUUUUAUCCGGAGAAUUUCCUGACUGA